AGAGAUCCGAAGACACAGAAAUAAGAAGACAUUUUGCUUCAGAAAAGCUCUCCCGAGCUUAAAAAAAUUAUUGUCAAUGAUAGACAACAAUUCUAUAAUGGAUUGUUCAUCGAUCAACUCAAGCUUGAGACAUUGAUAUUCCCCGUCUAAUUAAUCAUUUUACCAUUUGAUGAACCCGCGAGUGUUCGAACUUAUCCAAACGAAAGUCAUAUUUUCUGGAUAUAUCCUUCCAAAUUUUCUUGCACAAAACGAGUGUUACAGAUGUUUGGUGUAUUCUUGAAAACAUGAAUACAAUGAAAAUAAGUUUCUUUUGUGCUCUGCAUUCACAGGAAGUUCUUCCUCUAACAUUGCCCAGAACGGGUACUUCUGCAAAUUCGUGAGAGGUUAAGGAUUCGAAAAUCUACGGAGGCAAUGAGUCUCAUUCUUUUGAAAGAAAGCUUAAGGAUUUGAACUCGAAACCUCAAAAGUAAAAAUAAGAAAAAAGCGAUUCAAGAAAAUCACUAAACCUUCUGUCUUUUUUUGAAAACAAGAAGAUACGAAAUUCAUCUGAAUAGAUGCAUUCUACUAUGAGCUUGGAUCGUAUCAUAAUCACUCAUAUCUUAACCGGCAAGCACUCUAGGUAUUUACUACUUCCAAAUAGGAACUCUUCCCUUAAUGGCACGCAUUUAAUGUUUGCUAUUUGCAUUUCUGUGCAAGUCAUAUUGAUCCCUCUCCUUGCAUCAAAUACAGAAUCCUCCAAAUAAGCUGGGUUUUCCCUCAAGCCCUUAACCUUUGAUACACUUCUUGAAAAGUUCAAACCAAUAAAGUUUUCAUGCCGAAAAGGGAAAGAAAAAACUUGUUCUUGAGGAAAAGAAGGGGCUAAGGAGUAACCACAGUUGUUGUAAAUGGUGGAUAAUGGCUCUGCCACUCGUCUCCCAACCCUCUGACUUGCCGUACGGGGAAACAAGUGAAGUAUAUGGAAACCCUGCAUUUAAGUGACGGAGGGCACAUUGAUCUUUUCCCCGUUUUGGAGAUGGAAUGCGGGAAGAUAAAUUGGACGAGAAAGAGAGCCAGAGUUGGUGUGCAAAACUGGAGCUGAAGGUUGUGAAGAAGAAGAUACCCUGCAAGAAGUUUUUUUCUUGUGAGUAAGAUGAAGGUGGCUACAUGAAGAACAACUUCAGGGUGGACGAGAAAUCACAUAGUCGUAAGCUGCAUAAGAGCAAAUUCUAGCCAGGAUGGCCCUGAAUGUGAUGUCCCCGGGAUUCGAAAUCGGAUGCAACCUAAAAUUUCAGCAGAGAUGGGAGUUCAGGAAUGGCGAAGACAACUCGUCAAGUGACGACAAGUCCAAUUCGAGCCACCAUCAGUGUCAGAGAAGAAUGAACUGGUCCAUGAUCAGAUCUCUCUAGGAGACAAUGAGUCCAGCUAUUCUAGGAGGCCUCAGGAGAAAGAACAAGCGGCAUGCCCUGAUGGAACAGAUCAGGCUGGUGAGAAAACCAAGAAGGUGAAAACUAGGAGUAAGAAGGAUAACUCAGUAAAGGAAACAAAGAAGAGGCAAGCCAGCACCGGAGCCGGUACUAAGAAGCGAAAAGGAAUUGCUUAUGAUCCUUCCAUUAUGAAAGAGCUUGGAGUUUUCACGAAGUCUGUAGUGCAGGAGCUCGAAGAUGAAAGGAUAAAAAUGGUUGCGUGGAUGAGGGAGGAAAUCGACAAGAUGGUGUCUGGAGACGCUUCAGCGCCCGUGUUGAGGAAAGACGGCACUUGCAGUGGAGACAAGACCGAACCAGCACUGCGCCAUGAACAUGUGGAGAACGAUCAGGCCCGGCAUGGGAAGAGCUCUGCAAAGGGUGUCGUCCUGGCUCUUCAAAGUGAAAGGCUUAAGAGUCGGACGAACCGAGGACGAAACAAAAGAGAGGAAUUGCAAUUGCAGCAUCAGAACAGCAUUGAGGAGAACGUGAAGAUGAGGGAUCGGACUCGUGCCAACGAUGAUGCCAGAGCACAGAAGCUGAAGCCAGGCAAGAAAAGGCAAAGCAAGGGCAGGGAUUCCGCGCAACCAGCCAAAAGGAAAAAGGCGUCGGAUCCCACUACUUGUCCUAGGCCCGCUGAAAAUCACGUAAGCAAUGGUCACGGUUCGAAAUCGAUGACAAACGACAGAGAAGUCCCAGAAACUAAUGAACCGUUACAAUCUACCGAUCCCUUGAAGAGCAAUCUCCAACUCCUGCCGACCAAGCUUGACCUGAGCAAGGGUGCUCUGGAUUGGAACAUUGGGUUCCUGGAAAGACCCUUAGCAAGCAAAAUCACAUCCGACUCAAGCAAUCGCCAGGUGACUCCAAACAAUCAAGCUAAUUGCAGGAUGUUCGAGAAGGAGAACGGGCAAAACUCAGGUUUCCUUUCGCAGAUCAGCAGCUUGUCCGAUCACUCGAAUCCUACAGGUUCCCCGAAAUGCUCAAUGUUCCCUACCAUCUCGAAAGCCGAUGCUUUGAGCGAAAACUGCCUGCACAGGAUCAAUCCUGUCCAGUCGAGAUUCUCUCAAAGAGAGACUCUGAAUCCAGCAGGAAGGCUCGGGAGCCUCGCUCAGGCAUGUCCUAGAAAAGAAGGCUCUUUGAACCGCGGCGGUGCCUCGGAACCAACCGCACAGGCCAGGCUUCCCACGACACUCUAUCAGGGCAUGGACGCAAGCUUCAGCAACGACCAGCCUUCGAGUUUGGAGAACUUGCUCCGAGCGAACGAGAGCACGCUAGGACUGAGACUGAGCGGCGGAGCAAUGUGGAACAACAGGCACAGUCUUUCAGACUACCACGUUCCUAACAGCUUCCUCAGCCUCAUGCGUCCUAGCUUCGACGGUCGGCUCGCCACAUUUCAGAGCCCAGAUCCUAAAAAAGGUUGUUGAUUCCCACGAUGGAAUCUGUUCUUUCGUGAAGCAGAAGUAUUGAUGAAUGACUCCAAUCUACAAGCCAGAGAUGCCUCGUCUGCUGCUUUUCUUUCCAAAAAUUUUACCAUCAAUUGACUUGCCUUGAUAUAUCUAGA
Eucalyptus grandis is the source of this 3000-nucleotide messenger RNA. RefSeq lists its product as uncharacterized. The record is from RefSeq and is a predicted model, not a curated record. NCBI's taxonomy places the organism in Eukaryota, Viridiplantae, Streptophyta, Magnoliopsida, Myrtales, Myrtaceae. The transcript is spliced from 2 exons. The coding region runs from base 1592 to 2863 and encodes 423 amino acids.